AUCUAUUAUCUAUGACUUACUCAUAACCUAAAAAAACAUAUCGGUUCGUUAUCAAUCAAAAGUCAUAAAAAUGUAAAGUGUAACGGUUGUUUCCCUUAUUCAUCAAUGUGUUUUACUUAAAAAAACUAAAUUCUAAAAUGCAACACGAAAAACCAGAUAAUAAUUUUGACAUAAAUUCUAUUAUAAGUGCAUUUGAGUGUGAUGCUUUUCAAAACACUUUUAGUACCUGCAGAAGAAUUGAUAUCUCAAAGGCAGGAUUAUCCAGUCAAUUGGAUGAUGUUAUUUUAUGGUUAAAUAAUGGCUUUACACCAAUGACUCUAACUACCUUAGAAUCCUGCACUUUGGAGGAGGUACAGAACUGUAUAGCCAAAAUCGCCUACAUCUUGAUAAAAUUCACUGACAUAAAAAACGUGUUUCAAAAAGCUCUGAAAAAUAACCAAAACAAAAAUAAUUCAGUUUACAUAUUUAACUGCAAAGUGUGCAAUGAAAAUAUUAAAAUUCCAAAAGGUGUAAAUUUUUGGACUGCUCUUCAAAAUCAUGAACAUAUUGAAGAAGCGUUAGCAUUUAUGAAGAAUAUGAAACAGCCAGUUAAUUCAGCUUGGCAUAAUCAACUUUUUAAUGAAAGCAAUUUAGUCUUUGAAGAAGUAAAUAAUCAACAGAAUGAAGAAAAUAACAUCUUUUUGCAACAAAUUAACAGAUGUAUAGUAAAAAGAUCAGUGAAUGAAAAUUCUCAAUUAGAUAAUGAAGAGAAAUAUUGUAAACAAAUUAGCAAUAUUGAAAAUGAAAAGUACAUGAGAUAUGAUAAUGGAAAUUUUAUCUUCAAAUUUAAUAUUGACUAUGAUGAACAAAUUAAAAAACGAAUCUAUCCAAGAAGUUUAUUGGAGAAGGUAAACAACAUCGAUUUACUUAAUGCUUGCACGGUACAACGAAGAGGUCCUGACUGUGUGUUCUGCUUACUUUGUCAACGUGAGGUACCAUUUCAUUCUACUUUUAAAGCUGUUUUUGAACAUGCAUCAGGUCAUAAACAUAGUCUAAAUGCAAAAAAGAAAAAAAUGAUAGAUGCUUUACAAAAGUAUCAUGAGGUAUGGAUGAGACAAGAUUUGGAAUACCAAUCACAUCAGACACAUUUUUUGCCUUAUACAGUUGAAAUGACUAGCUGUCUUCUAUGCUCUCAGUUUGUGCAUUAUAAUAACUUGAUAACCCACAUUGAAGAUAAAAGUCACAAGAGUUUAAUUCUUCAACUUCAAAGAGCAAAAAGAAGAAACAUUGUGUACUUGACUGAAUUACAAAUCACUGUCUAUAACCAAGAAAAUAAUGGACUUGAUCAAGUAGAUCAAUCUAACCAAAAUUCAGAACGUUUACAUGGAAGAGUUCAAGUUCCUGAUGAGGAUACUGCUUCUGAAAGUGAAAGUUCAUCAUCAGUAAAUAUAAAAAAUACAAAUUGUGAAAAUUGUAACAAUAUUGAAGCUCUUUCCAUUGGAAACAAUUUAAUAAUUAAUAAUUUACCUCCAACUAAGCCAAAACAUCUAAUAGUUAAGGCAAUUCUUAAAAAUGACAGUAAAGAUAUUGGAGAUUUACUAGAAAAUCGUUAUCUGAACCAUCUCAAUGUCAUCAAACAAGAAAAAAACAUUAUUACUUGCACAACAUGUAAAGUUAGUUUUAACUUAAACAUGCCUCAACUGCAUCAGCAUAUAUUAAGUCAAAUUCAUAGAAAUCUAACUGGAAUACCGAUACCAUCAUAUAGAUAUCAGUGUGACAUUUGUAAUACUAUUUUCCGGAAGCAGGAACAUUGGACUGAACAUUUGAAACAAGUACUGCACCGUGAAAGAUGUCGAAAUGUGGAGUCAUCAACAAACAGUGCCUUAAUAGAAUAUGAAUGUAAAACAUGCAGAGUUGUAAUAUUUGGCGAUGACAUUUCAAAGCAAACGCAUGAACAAUUAAAAGUGCGCAAAUUGAGAGAGAAAGAUAUAGUUUUAAACGAUAAAGCAAAAUUGUUACUGCAGUCGGAGGCGCAUAUCGCACAAGAAUCGAUUAAAAUGAUUGUGGCUGCCUCAAAAGUCUUGGAUCAUCUGGAUGAGGUAAAUUAUUGUUGUGCACGAAUAGAGCAAGUCCUUUCUGAAGAUCUGGGAAUAAAAUGCAAAGCUUAUCCUUUUGGAUCACGCAUCUCGGGACUUACAUGUGACGAAAAUAGUGAUUUGGAUGUAUUUGUUGAUCUCGGCGGCAUGUACAAUGGGGCAUGUUUUCAAGAUGCAAAACAUCAAGAGGAAUUUGUAAAAAGAUGCGCAAAAGUAUUUCGUAAACGAUCAUCAGAAUUCACGGACAUAAACUCUAUACCGACAGCACGCACCCCUAUCGUUCAGGUGUAUCACAAAUUAACCAACAUCGACUGCGAUCUCUCCUUCAAAAACGGACUCAGUGUCGAAAACACAAAAUUUUUAAAGUUCUGUGUUCUAGUGCAACCAGCUGCGCAAUCGCUCAUUUUAUAUUUAAAGGAAUGGUCAAAGGUCACGAAAAUGAAUGAGCGUAUUACAACAUACGCGGUAGCAAUGAUGGCAAUAUUUUUCUUACAAAUGAACAGUUAUUUGUUACCGGUCGAAAUACUGAAACGUCUUAUGAGUAAUGCAGUAGUUCAUAUAGACGGGUGGGAAGCAAUAGAUCUUUCUGAUCCGUUUUACCAACUUUCGAAGAUCCCUAAACAUAAUUUGACUAUACCUAUAAAAACUUUACUAAUGAAUUUCUUCGAAUUUUAUGCUUCCUUCGAUUUCAAAAAAAUGGUCGUUUGUCCAUUACUGGGUAAACCGGUUCCUAAGGCAUCUUUCAUUGAAAAGUCGAAUGGCGAAUGUUUACCUGCAGAAAUGUUACCGUAUAUUACCAAACUAAAAUGUUCGGAUGAUGCGGAGGUGUUUCGAGCUCUUUCGCCUUUAUGCAUCCAAGAUCCUUUUGACCUGUCCCACAAUUUGACUAAAGCUUGUAGUAAUGACACGGCGACAAAAUUAAAAAGACUUUUCGCCCUUUCGCACAAGCAUCUUCAACAACAGGCAACAUAGUAUACAGAGAAAAGAUAAUUUUACGAUAUUUUUCUUUUUUUUUUAAUUAAUUUUCGUUGGUUUAUUUAAUGGAAUAUGUUACUGAUACAAUGUAGCGCAGAAUCGAUCCCAACCGACAUAGGAAUAACUAGAAAACUUUUCUGACUACUUUGCGAUUAAAUGUUUUUGAUUUACUAUUGA
Messenger RNA from Agrilus planipennis (emerald ash borer), 3227 nucleotides. RefSeq lists its product as uncharacterized. The transcript has 9 exons. NCBI's taxonomy places the organism in Eukaryota, Metazoa, Arthropoda, Insecta, Coleoptera, Buprestidae. The record is from RefSeq and is a predicted model, not a curated record. Gene Ontology annotation, biological process: mitochondrial mRNA polyadenylation; mRNA 3'-end processing. Gene Ontology annotation, molecular function: poly(A) RNA polymerase activity. Bases 138 to 3047 code for a protein of 969 amino acids.